AUGGUGGAGUUUCAUGAAGAGGAAUCUGACAGGAUUGAGCCUUUCAGUCCUGUCGCAGAGGAGGAAGAAGAUGAUUUCCGGUCGCUGCAGGAAGAUGAAGAAGAAAUCAGCUAUGAUGAUCUCAAGAAGAGGAUGUGGAAGGAUCGUUUGCGGAUGCAGAAGCUUAAGAAGCAGAGAGAUGAAGAAUCAGAGACGCAGGCGAGAGAAGAUGCUUCUCGUCGCAAGAAGAUGGCUAGAGCUCAAGAUUCCAUUCUCAAGUACAUGGUGAAGAUCAUGGAGGUUUGCAAAGGACAAGGUUUCGUAUACGGGAUUGUCCCUAAUAAAGGAAAACCUGUUACAGGCUCUUCUGACAGUUUACGUUACUGGUGGAAAGAAAAAGUCAGGUUCGAUCAAAAUGCUCCUCUCGCCAUUUCUGAAUACUUGCCGCUACUAGAGCAAAGCUUACCGGCGACCGGGAAUUCCACAGCUUCUUUCAUUCAUCUCCUUCAAGAUUUACAAGACACCACGUUAGGGUCUCUUCUUUCUGCUCUUAUGCAACACUGUAUCCCUCCACAAAGGAGGUUCCCCCUAGAGAGGGGAAUAGCCCCUCCUUGGUGGCCAACGGGAAGGGAAGUUUGGUGGGGUGAGCAAGGAAUGGUGGCCAAAGAACAAGGUCCUCCGCCUUACAAGAAGCCUCAUGACCUUAAAAAGGCAUGGAAGGUGAGUGCAUUGGCUGCUGUUAUCAAGCACAUGUCACCUAAUGUCCACCAGAUUAGGAGGCUUGUAAAACAAUCAAAGUGUUUGCAAGAUAAGAUGAUGGCUAAAGAGACUGCUACUUGGUCAAAAGUGCUUAACCAAGAAGAAUUACUUCUUCAGCUGACAGAAAAAUGCCUCAAAAUCUCAGCUUCGGAUGAAGAAGAUAACAAGGAAGAUGAGCAAGGGCACUCCAAAAGCACUUCUGGUAAAGGCAAGUAUAUUAGUGAGACAAGCAGCCCCAGAUCAAGUAGACAAGCCAAGAGGAAGUGUGUUGCUGCUGAAGAGGUUUCACUAAAUACAUUACGUUCUUGCCAUAAUUUGAUCUCCCAAAAAACCCAAGUGGGCCAAGAUCGAGAAAUUGAUGACCAAGGUCCUGAUUUCCCUGUCAACAAUCUCUUUCUCUCCAGUCCAAUUGGUCCAAUAAGGAUUUUGGGAGUUGAAAAUGUUGAUGACACCUGCAGAGAUGUAUCAUCAUCGCCGCCAGAUUGGCUGAGGAUUGAGCUUCCGAGGACUAGUCAGACCGAUUACGUAGAUGCAAAUUACGAAGCUGGAGAUCAGGCUCAUCAAGAAGGCCAUAACUGGUUUACUACUAGUGCACUCGGAGAUCUGAAUUACCAGAAAGGAAUCGAGUAUCUAGCCAUGGAUGGAGCUUUUGAAGUUAUCAGGGAAAACAUGGACAUAUCUUUAAAUCCAUUAGUACAAGAGAAUAAUAAUAAUGCAGAUGGAGCUUCAAGCUCAAUCUGGGACAUGGUUUAUGAGCAAUAA
Messenger RNA from Carica papaya (papaya), 1500 nucleotides. RefSeq names its product putative ETHYLENE INSENSITIVE 3-like 4 protein. NCBI's taxonomy places the organism in Eukaryota, Viridiplantae, Streptophyta, Magnoliopsida, Brassicales, Caricaceae. Gene Ontology annotation, cellular component: nucleus. Gene Ontology annotation, molecular function: DNA-binding transcription factor activity; DNA binding. The record is from RefSeq and is a predicted model, not a curated record.